AUGAAGCGAGAUGUCCCGGUUCUAGGCAUCUUGGUUCUCGCCAUAGUCUGCUUCACUUCACUUGCAUCCUCAGAGUCCACCGACCCGGGAAUCUCAGCAUCACUUCCAGUGGACCGGAAAAAUCCUCGAGAAUGUGAUUGUUUUACCGUGUCCGGCGCGGAUCCAGGAUAUUUCCAACACUACAAGCUCUGGGACUUUCGCUAUGUCCCUCUGAAGAAGCCGGAUCCGAACACACCAGAUUCAGACGAGGACUGGGACGAAUGGGACGUGGCCGAAGAAUCAGACGAAGACGAGUAUGAGCACGAAGACGAGGACGAGGACGAAGUGGAGGAUGAAGAUGAAGAUGAGGAAGAACUUCAAUCACAGCUGGAAUACCCAUCAGAGUCACUCUACUUCUUCAAAACUACCUUUGACAAAGACUGGAUCAGUCAGAAAUGGCAUCGUCCUCGAACUCCCAUCGCACCAGUGACGAUGGUUAAUUCCAAACGAAACGUCUUCUUCACUCGCGCCCCAGACAAAACUGAUCCAAGAGCAACGUAUCUCGUCUUGCGAACUACGCGCCAUACAAACUUCACUUCCACCGCUGAGAUCGAGACUCGGGUGCGCAAUAUCUUUCGCUGUUCUCUACGAGUCCACAUGCGGAUCUUGCCAGCCAGCACCGUCGUUUCACAGCCUCCGCAUUCAAUGUAUCUACCACAAGAUCCGACCCAGCAUGCUAUUGCGGCAUUGAACGAUGGACCGGGGUUCAGAAAUCUCACUGAACUGGGAGAUACUAGUCGACCACCAUCAGGCGCUUGUGUUGGUAUCUUCACUUACCAAGCUAAGAACUGCGAAUCCGAUAUCGAGAUCUUAACGAGUGAUCCCUCUCACCGAGUUAGAUACGCUAAUCAACCGGAUUACGAUCCUCAAACCGAUCAAAUGAUCCCGGGAGCAGCCACAAUUGCAGAUUUACCAGUUCCCUGGACAGGUUGGUCAACCCAUCGCUUGGACUGGCACUCCGAUCGCUCGCGCUGGUACGUGAACAAUAUGCUACAGGAAGAGAAGAGCUACCGUGUUCCGAAUCUUCAAAGCAGAUUGGUGAUUAACCUAUGGAGUGAUGGAGGCGCUUGGACGGGCGAUAUGAAAAUCGGCGAUAGUAUCUACCUCGGUAUUGAUUAUAUCGAACUGGCAUAUAACCGGUCCUCCGAUGGGAAUAGGUGGGGGGAGAUUCCACCGGAUCAGAACCAUGGUGGACAUCAAAUACCAGUUCCUGUUCCACAUCCCAAUACUUCGCUGGCUGAUGCGGAUGUGGAGAGUGGGUUCGAGGGCCAGGACUCGUUCGGGUCGGAGACGGAUAUUGUCACUGGGAUCGUGAAGAAGAAAAAGAAAUGCAAAAAGGGUAAAAAGGGGCGGAAGUGUCGAAAGAAGCAGAGAGAGAAGGAGAAAGAGAGGGACAAAGACAAGCAGAAGCAUGGUAAGGGAGGGCAUAAUGACAAGGGUCCCAAAUGCCAUCGCAUUUGUAACAUUGAUGAACUUCACUUUGGUCAGGUGGAUUGA
This is a messenger RNA of Penicillium malachiteum, 1536 nucleotides long. Its product is annotated as glycoside hydrolase family 16 protein. Bases 1 to 1536 code for a protein of 511 amino acids. The transcript has a single exon. Lineage: Eukaryota; Fungi; Ascomycota; Eurotiomycetes; Eurotiales; Aspergillaceae. The record is from RefSeq and is a predicted model, not a curated record.